AGCCGUCAUGUUGUUAUUUUGGGGCUUUUGCUGGUUUGGGGGAUAGAGUGGUGGGUUAGUUGAACCCUGGGGUCCUGUACCAACUUAAAUCCGCCGAAUGAUGAAGGGAAAGACGGUUAUUGUGACCGGUGCUAACAGCGGGAUAGGAAAGGCCACAGCAGCCGGCAUUGUGAAACUUCAGGGUCGUGUAAUAAUGGCCUGCCGAGACUUGGACAAGGCUGAGGAGGCAGCUCGGGACAUCCAGCAAGGCACCGGUGCAGAAAGUACACAGCUGGUGGUCAAACGGCUCGACCUGGCUUCACUGACAUCUGUACGCGCAUUCUGUGAAGACGUAAUAAAGGAGGAGCCUCGGCUAGAUGUGCUGAUCAACAAUGCCGGUAUCUACCAGUGUCCUUACACCAGAACAGAGGAUGGCUUUGAGAUGCAGUUUGGAGUCAACCAUCUGGGACAUUUCCUGCUCACCCAUUUGUUGCUGGAUCUUCUGAAACGAUCAGCUCCUAGCCGCAUAGUGGUGGUCUCUUCCAAGCUCUAUAAACACGGUUACAUAAAUUUCGAAGACCUAAGCAGCGAGAAGUCGUAUGACAAAGCCUUUGCCUACAGUCGCAGCAAACUAGCCAACCUUUUGUUCACCUGUGAGCUUGCCCGUCGCCUGGAGGGCAGCGGAGUGACAGUGAACGCUGUAACUCCGGGCAUAGUGAGGACUAAUCUGGGGAGGCACGUUCACAUCCCUGUGUUAGUUAGGCCGCUUUUUGACCUGCUGUCCCGAAGCUUGUUUAGGAGCCCCGAAGAAGGAGCUCAGACAUCCGUCUAUGUAGCUUCUAGCCCGGAUGUUGACAGUGUGCAAGGAAAGUGCUUUGCAGAUUGUCAGCCUCAGGUUCUUUUGGACAAAGCCACGGAUCAGGAACUGGCCGCUAAAUUGUGGGACAUUAGUGAAGUCAUGGUGGGGAUAAUCACAUGAGAUCAGUGUGAAUUUUGAGACUUAAAAAUCAAUUAUUUAUUAACCAAAGUCUUUCUAGAGAGCACAAAGUUAAACAGGGCAGAGCAAAUCCACAGCCAUGUUUUCCAGAAUUAAGACUUUUGUUUGUCCUAAGUGAUCGGGUCCUGUCAUAUCUUCAAAGUCUCAGAGUACCAUGCUUUCCCAGUAGAGCAUGUUGCUCUCAAACUGCAGGCUUUACUUGUGUUUCUUAGAAAAGUCCAAAGUAGAACGGGUGCAGAGCGUUCCUGUCUGUGGAACCUGCUCCCAGUCUCGGAGCGGUUAAAUUCAAAUGUUCCUUUUAGAUAAUGCUUGUAAUGAGGGCUGCGGCAGAACCAUCCCUCAGUUUUGCUGAAAGUGAAACUGUGGGUUCAGGAUUCUUUGGAACUUCCCAUGAACUGAACAUUUCUCAUUUAUGCCCCUUGUUUUGCUCCUAAUGCAUGUAAAUGAAUGUGGAAGACGUGCAGUAAACUCUAUACUGUAUGUCAUUAACCUGUUCAGGGAUGUAUAGUCACAUGUCAUAAUGUGAUGCCGUUGGCUUCUCUCAUAAAAUUGAAGUGAAUCAAUAUUGUUUCCUCUUGAAAGUCAUACUCUGGCACAUGAAGUGGAUUAUUACAGUAAGUUUUUUAUUUAAGUAGGAAGUGAAAGUCUUGGGCUGUUUUGCGACAGUCGGCCCUGCUGUAGCGUGUUUUUGAUGGCAGGAGAAAUGGGAUUGCCUGGAGAAAACCUGGGAAAGCACGAGGAGAACAUCUAAACCAGCGGUCCCCAACCUUUUUUGCGCCACGGACCGGUUUAUGCCCGACAAUAUUUUCAUGGACCUUUAAGGUGUCGUGAAUAAACACAACAAAAUAAAACUAGUGCCGGUACCGAAAAA
This is a messenger RNA of Oreochromis aureus, 1847 nucleotides long. RefSeq names its product retinol dehydrogenase 14-like. The transcript is spliced from 2 exons. The record is from RefSeq and is a predicted model, not a curated record. Bases 98 to 958 code for a protein of 286 amino acids. Lineage: Eukaryota; Metazoa; Chordata; Actinopteri; Cichliformes; Cichlidae.